Messenger RNA from Cuscuta europaea, 4539 nucleotides. NCBI's taxonomy places the organism in Eukaryota, Viridiplantae, Streptophyta, Magnoliopsida, Solanales, Convolvulaceae. The record is from the annotation of a GenBank genome assembly.
CUUAGAGAGAAGUCAGAGCAAGUAAAUAUAUAUAGAGAGAGUGUAUUAUAAAUGUGGAGCGUUUUCAGCGUGGUUACAAAUGGGGAAAUGGGGUGCUAUUUAUAGUAGCAAUAAAUGUCGGGCAGGGACACGUGUCAAGCGCUCAUUGGCCGAGGGGUCACCUCAACUGGUUGGCGCUGGCAGCCGCAUGUGGCCGCAUUUAAUGCGGCUGUUGGACGGGACGUCUGUGCGGGGUACGGUGAUCUGUACGCAUGUGAGGCAGAUAUCUUGUCGAGUGAGAUGCCUUCGGCUAUAGAGCAGUAACCGAGGGCUCUCCCUCCCGAUGGCACCCUGGUGCCGAGGGCUGCUGUUUUCGCCGUUUUCUCCCAGUUUCCUAAUUUGCUUGAGAAACCCGCUCUGUGACAAUUUGGAGUCUUCGGCCAGGGGUCCGAAGGCACCCCUGUGCGUUGUGCGGACUGCUUGGUACUCUGGGCGCUGUGAUUUGGGCCUGUUGGGCCUGUUGGGCCUUUGCUGGAGUAGUAGGAGUCUGUGGGCCGGGGGUUCCCGGGCCAUAUACUCCAUCAGGAGUCCCUCACUCCUUUUGCCGAAAGGUACUUGAGGGAAAAGGAGUAAUUUGUGCUUGCCCUUUGAUGUUGUCCUGUCGUGAUCUCUGAAGUUGGUGAGGAGUUGUUGCUUUUAUGUCCCUGCCGAAGGCAAUCCCUCAGUUACCCACAUGUCGGGACUUGAGGGCUUGCUUUGUUGUAAUUUAAUGAUUUUCCCGAAGGGGUCCUCCAGUCCCCCACUCCUUGAGGCACUUGUAAAGUGGUGAAAAGGAGUAACGCAGUUACGUUGCUGUUGUGGGCCGAAGGCUGACGCUUUUCGUUUCAUUUUGGGGGGAUGCCUCGUUAAAAACCUCAUUAGGAAAAACCCUUUGGGAAAAAAAUCCUAAUGAGGGAAAAAGAGUGCACCGAAUUCCCCCAAUGAUGAAUCGAAAAUGUCAAACCUCGGUGAAAAAUGGAGAAUGACGGGAAUGCCGAAGGCUCUCUCUUCUGAGGGCUCCUGUGUUGAUUUGCCGAAGGCUUGCUGUUGAUGUCCUGGUGGUGCCGAAGGGGAGCCCCUCAAUCCAGGGAUCGAGGGCCUGCCAGAUGAGGGCAGCAGUGAAGUUGUUACCGGGGGGUCCACUGUUUGUUGAUGAGUUGGUGAUGAAGAUACCCGAGGGCUCCCAUUACCUGUGUGCCAUGGGACCUCCGUUAAUGAGGCACUCCCCGGGGGCUGCCCGGUUUUGCAGUGCUGAGGGGGAAACCCCGAGGGGUGCCCCUGAUAUGCAGCCCUGGGGAUCUGAAGGAGUGAUCCCGAAGGCGUGUGUAAUGUGCUGUGUGGGGCACAACCCGGGGGCACUUCUGGGUGAGUGCAACCGGAGGCAAUCCUUGAUGAAGUGGAGUGAAGUAGAAAACCCGGGGGCUUCCAGAAUAUAGCCGUUGAAAAUAUAGUCGUUGGAAUAUGUAACGACAGGAUAUAGCCGUUGGGGGGGUGGCACACGUGGCGUGUGAUGGCUGGUCGUCCGUGGGCGGCGUCACCGGUUGGGUGAAACGGCGGUGUGUAAUGAUGGCGUCCAUCCGGAGGCCCGGAAUCCAGGCCCAAGCCCGGAUUCAUCGCCUAUAAAUACCCCAAGGCCAGGCAUUCCUCCGUGUGCGAUAAACUUGUUAGCGAAGCUCUGUCAAUUUUUCUAGAGAGAGAAAGUUCAGCCUUCGGUCCAAAAUUCAGCUUUCGAGGUCAGUGCUCCCUGCCUUUCUCCUUCUAGCAUAGCUGUACUGUGCCCUUAGUGUAGGAGAUAGAAAAGUUAGGAAACACUACCGUCUACGAGCCCUCGAACAAGGGUGCGAAUGUCGUCCCAGAGUGACUCUCAGGACAUCUCGAGGACGCCCUCGAUGGAGGACGAAGGCAUCUCCGACGUGGAGUCAAGCAGUGGUCAGCCCUCGGAUUGUGGUGAUGCAGCCCUCGCCACUGAGGUGCAGAAAGAUCUGACGGCUGAGGCCGAGGCGGAGGAAUUCGAGCGAACUGCCGAGGAUGAAGAGUUGGCCCUCGCCGUCCAAGUUGCUGAAGAGGAGGAGGAGAAGGAGAGGGCGAAGGUCACUGUGGCCGUCCUUCCCCCUCGGGGUGCUGGUGAGGCCAGUACCUCCCGGCUGCUGAACGCAGUUCCCAUCCGGGUGUCCCCCGGGAUGAAGAAGAGAAAGACGAAGGCCGCCCCUCAGAAGAAAGCAAAGACCGUCGAUCACGGGGGGCCAGUUGAUCUACCGGAGGGUUACUCCUUCCUGGACACCGCCGCUCUGGAGAUCAAGUCCCAAGCUGACAGGGCGGACAUCUACAUCACCCAAUUGCAUGUAGGGCCCUCGGCCGUGGUAGUCGAGCCAGGUCCUGAUGACGUGCUGUCGCGGCCCCCCGAGGGAUGUAUAGACGUGCACGUGUUUUCGGUCUCAAUGGGCCUCCGGUUCCCUCUCCAUCCGUUCCUCCGGGAGUACCUGAGGUACACCGGCCUGGCCCCCUGCCAACUGACUCCCAACAGCCACUCGUACAUAACGGGGUUUGUGAACCUGUGCAAACUCCGGAAGGUUACGCCGAGCCUGGAGUUAUUCUUCCAAAGCUUCAACCUAUGCCGGGGGGGACAUACAAAUGCCGAGGGCUAUGCGAACUUACAGCAGGUAGCCCAGUUCAAGCUGUUCACUGAGGCCCCUUCUUCCAACAAGGGGUGGAGAGAGCGAUGGUGCUACAUCAGACUGGCCGACAGCCCGUUCCCGAGGGAGUUGCGGAAUCGCUUUCGGCGCCAUGUGAAGGCCAAGAGUGCCGCCCUCGAGAAGGAUGGCCUGGAGAUUGCAAAGAUUCUCGAGGGUCGGGAAAAGAACGUAACCAUCAAGGAGUGCACCCUCGAGGAGGACCUGUAUGCCCUCGGAUUCCUGAGGUAUCGGUUCAUUGGGGAGACCGACGAGAAAUAUCCCCUCUACGAUAAAGCCUUCGUGGGAGCAGGAGGUAGUAGCCGGGGGCUUUACAUUUUCGUACUUAGAGAUUUUUUGUUAUGUUUGUUGUCAUGUGUUUGACCCCUCGGUUCUAACCUUUCAACUUGUUGCUGUCGUUCUUUGCAGGUAGCAGGAUGAAUGCCAACGCCUUGUUUGCGAAGAGGAAGGGCAAGACCCAGCAAAAGGAGAAGGGGCCCUCGAGCCAGAAGCCAGUUGACGCGCUUUUCCCGAAGGCCAUAGAGCCUUCCGCCGGGGACGCCCAUGCUGCUGUGGGGACCGGGGGGUCGAAGGCCGAGGCGGCCGCUAAGAAGAAGAGGGGCGACAAGGGGGUGGAGCCCCCCACCAAGAAGCAGAAAGGUGUUGUGGGUGCUGUCGGGGAGGCGGCCCCCCUUAUAGUCAUUGAUGACAUGCCCGCCGUUGAUGAGCCUCUGGCCUCGGUCCCCCCGAAGGAUCCGGUGAAUCCCCCCCGGGCGGAAUCACCCCGGGAGAUCCGUCAGCUCUCCUUUGCCCCCGGCGCUUCGUUGAUGCACGGCACUGUCGAGCCGAAGGCCUUCCUGCGGGGAAUCACCUCGAAGAUGGACAGGGAAGUCUUCGAGACCUACGAUGACGAUGCCCUCGAGAACAGGAUCCUCCGCUCCUCGCUCACUGCCUGCAUAGCCCUCGGGGAACAGGCCCGGAGGUGCGAGGAAAGGCGUCUUCACGAGGCCGCCCAGGAUAAGAAGGUGGAGGGGCUGAUCCGUAAGAACUCCGAGGCGGUGAAGCAUGCUGCCCAGCUGGAGGAGGCCCUUCGGGAGGCGAAGGCGGCGGCGGAGAAGGCCAAGGCUGAUGGUAUAGCCGAAGGCAAGGCAGAGGCCGAGAGGGCUGCUGCCGAGGCGGCGAAGAAAGCCGCCGAUGAAGCCCAAACUGCUAAGGAGAGAGCUGCGGCAGAGGCCCGAGGGGAGGCAGUUGCGGAGUUCCUUGCUGAGGGCUGGAGGGCCGAGGGCCAUAAGGAGUGGGUUGCCUCCGUGGUGGCAGCCUCGGUGGACGCUUGGGUAGAAGGCCCCGGGGUUGACUGGCUGACCGAUAGGGGCGACGCCUACUAUCAGGGGGGUGAGUUUUUUACCCAGCACCUGAUAUACCGGAGGCUCGCCAGGCACUUCGGUGUAUCCCUCGAACAAUUUGACCCCUCGGUAUACGGCCUCCCUCCGUUGCAACCAGAUGUCAGAGUUCCCCUCCCCCCGGGUGAAGAGCGGCCAACAAUCUAUGAUUCUGUGAUGAUGGGGGGUGACGGGGUUGGAGCCGUCGGGGGUGAUGCUGCCGGAGAAGAAGUCUCCUCCAAGGCUGUCGUGGAAGAUGCCCCCGGUGACAACGAGGCUGAAGCUGCCGAGAAGAUUAUUACUUAGUCAAUUUUUUUUUAAAAAAGCCUUGUAAUGAAACUUUUGUUGCCCCUCGGCUUUGGCCACACUCUGUAAUGAUCACAUUGACUAUUUUUGUGUUGUAAUUGAAUGAUUGCCUUCGGGCUUGGUGUAUAUGAUAUGCUUCCUUCUGAUCUGUUCAUUGUUGAAUGUAU